This is a messenger RNA of Staurois parvus, 362 nucleotides long. Lineage: Eukaryota; Metazoa; Chordata; Amphibia; Anura; Ranidae. The record is from the annotation of a GenBank genome assembly.
AUUUUGGCAGCACAAAAGAGGGGGUAUAGGGGCCCAUGGCAGUUUUAGGGGCCCUGGCAGCAGCUAUGGGGGGGCCCGAAAACGCCAGCACCCUAUUUAAAAAAAAAUUGAACACCCCAGCAGUUUUGAGGAGACCUGAAAGCCCCCACAUGUAACAGCAGGGGUGAGGAGACCUGAAAGUGGCACAGGGGGGCAUGAGACACGGGGGACCUGGGCCCAGCACCCCAUUGAGGAUAUCGGAAAAGGGGCCCAUGGCAGAUUGGGGGCCCCUGGCACAGCUAUGGGACCCCGUAAUCUGCCAAAACCCUAUAAACAAAAAAAUGGAACCACCAGCAGUUUUGAGGAGACCUAAAGUGGGCACA